This is a messenger RNA of Paralichthys olivaceus (Japanese flounder), 4196 nucleotides long. RefSeq names its product calcium-independent phospholipase A2-gamma-like. Gene Ontology annotation, biological process: arachidonate metabolic process. The record is from RefSeq and is a predicted model, not a curated record. Gene Ontology annotation, cellular component: membrane. Lineage: Eukaryota; Metazoa; Chordata; Actinopteri; Pleuronectiformes; Paralichthyidae.
AUUGUUUUUCUCCUGACUGACUUGGUGAUGUCACGCUUGAACUAAAGUGGCAGGUCGAGUGACACAGAUUUGUUCUACGUCUUAUUUGACUCCAUGUUAACGUUAAUGGAUUUCUGCGACUCAGUGAGAUGGUUACACGUUUUCCUGCUUCCAUGAGACGACGACCUCAAACACAGGUUAAUGAGAAGGGAGAGCAUAGACCUUAUAUUUCUCUGGAUGUCAUAAACUCUUAUGACCUGACAGAAUGAGUCAUAGAUGUACUCCAAACAUCUUGGGGAAAGUAAACAGAUCAUAUCUGUUGUGGCAAAGACAUGGUGGCAAGUCAACAGCAUCACUUCCAUUGUUUGGUACCUCUCACUGUAGGAUUCAUGCACAGCAACCUGGUUGCUACAAGGCCAAUCGUCUCAUCUGGAAGCGCUCCCACCACCAGAGGAGCAGGGCUCGUAAAGGGUGGCCCUGUAAAGCCAACCAGGUCAGACAAAGUCUCGGACUCCACACCAGCAGCCCGUAUUUGAACACGUCAGCCUCACGUUGGACGGCUGGUCUGAGCCAACACAUGUCACGGGUCAGGAACACGUUGGACACAGUUUCUAAAGCUGUGAGUGGGACACACACACAACUUCUCUCCAAAUUUACCAGACUAAAACCAAACUCUUUAAAGGCUUUGAACAAGGCUGAGGUCAGUGUUGAGCCAAAGCCAAAAGCUGAGGAGAGUUCAAUCACAGCUACUCCUGCUCCCAACAGUGCUGCUCCUCCUUCUACAACCACUACACUCAAACCUAUCAUCAACUCAUCCUCUGGAAGUCCCUCUGUUCCUACAUCUGCUGCUGCGUGUGAUACAGGUGCUACUACCUCCACUCAUUCUCACAAUUUCACGCCUGCGACCAUUGCUGCUGCAGUUGUGACUGGGCGAGAACUUAAGGAGAGAAGAAUAAAGCGUGUCGUUCCUCCUGUCAAAGCCAGUUCUUCCAUUUUUAAGACCGAGGAGCCUAAAGCUUCAUUGAGCGACUUGGAGAACAACAGCACAACUCCCAAACAACCCACAGCACUUUUCCAUCCCAGCACCUUUUCCGUCAGCCUGGACGAGACGUACAACUACCUGGCCAAUCACAUCAACACAUACUUUGGCAGCAGUACAAAGACUCAGGACAAGAAAGUGGACAAUGUUGACUGUCCCACUGCUUCCUCUCAGGGUCAACAAACUUUUGACCUCAUGCAAGUGUCUGAUAAAAGAGGCUCUGCUGCUCCGGUUACUCCUCCUUCUUCUAAGAAGGGUUUAGGACACUACCUGUCAUACUCCGCUCCCACUGUACAAGCCUUCGUUGGCAGCUACAUUGCUCCCCUGGUCCCCAAAUUCAGGUCAGCAGAGUCCAAGGCUGCUGCAGUGGAGGAGAGGAAGAUUGAGGAUGCAGCAGUGAAACAGGUUGAGGCCACUGUUAGUAAGGAGCAGAAGGCCGCAGAGGAGAAAGCCAAGAAGCUUCUACUUCAAAGGGAAAAGAUUAUUGCCAGGGUGAGUGUGGACAAUCGGACUCGGGGUCUGGUCCAGGCUCUGCACAGGGCAUCAGAUGUUAGGGUCUACAUCAACAGGGUGGAAGACCUCAGCUACCAUCUCUUGGAGUUUCCAGAGACUCGUGUUGUUGCUGUCAAGGAGAGGGUCAUCCCUUGCCUCCUGCGUCUGAAGCAGGCCACUGACCCAGGCUUGAGGGCAGCAGUCAGAGAAGCUCUUGCUCUGGUUGGCUAUCAGAAGCCUGUUAAAGGUCGAGGUAUACGGAUCCUUUCUAUUGAUGGAGGAGGUUUGAGGGGACUUCUCGCACUUCAGACUUUACAGAAGCUGGAAACCUUGACCGGCAAACCCAUUUACAAACUGUUUGAUUAUAUCUGUGGUGUCAGCACAGGUGCUAUCCUAGGGUUCAUGCUAGGUGUCUUCCAAAUCCCGCUGAACGAGUGUGACGACAUUUACCGGAAGUUGGGCUCAGAUGUUUUUAAGCAGAACGUCAUUGUCGGCACAGUGAAGAUGGGCUGGAGCCACGCAUUCUAUGAUAGUGAAGCCUGGGAGAACAUCCUCAAAGAGAGAAUGGGUUCUCACCUCUUGGUGGAGACUUCAAGAAACGCUGAAUGCCCCAAGGUGGCAGCAGUUAGCACCAUUGUGAACCGGGGCACGCCACUGAAAGCUUAUGUGUUCAGAAACUACAACCUGCUACCUGGGGUGCGAUCACAUUACCUUGGCGGCUGCCAGCACCAACUCUGGCAGGCGAUCCGAGCCACGUCAGCAGCUCCUGGGUAUUUUCAAGAGUUCGCCUUGGGCAAUGAUCUCCACCAGGAUGGAGGUCUGCUGAUUAACAACCCCACAGCACUGGCUGUCCAUGAGUGCAAGUGUUUGUGGCCUAACACACCCUUGGAGUGUGUGGUCUCGCUCGGCACAGGUCGCUUUGAAAACCCCGGCAAGAACAACACCACCUACACGAGUCUGAAAACCAAAAUCACCAAUGUCAUCAGCAGCGCCACCGACACUGAGGAGGUUCACGCCAUGCUCGACGCCUUUCUACCUCCUGACACGUAUUUCCGCUUCAAUCCCUGCAUGAGCCAAGAAAUUUCCAUGGAUGAAAACCGAGAGGAGAAGCUCAACCUGCUGCUGGACGAGGGCGUCCACUACCUGGAGAGGAACAAUGAGAAGCUGAAGAAGGUAACGCGCAUCCUCACCAGAGAGAAGAGCUCCGUCCAGAGGAUGACGGAGUGGGCGAGGCUCAGAGCUGACAUGUAUAAUGGUCUCUCCUUUAACUCCUCUAAGGUGUAGAUCCAUCGUAAGCCACCUUUACUUCACAUGGAAAUAUGUCCUUUUAUUCUAAAUUGCCUAGAAUAGGUCUUGUCACCAUGAUUAGUGUGCCAGAGUUGUUGACUCCUUGUAGCUAGACGAACAUUGUGUAAACACACAAGUAGAUAAUGUAUCGAACAUGCCAACACUACCUUCCUCAUCACUCACACUUUAACAGUUAGGUGAGUUUCUUUUAUUUUUUUGGGGCAGAAAAAAAGCAUGUUUUUACCUCUGUGGUUUGGCAGCUUUCAACUUACUGUCGCUUUCAAAGACGAUGUGUCAAAGGAUAGGCGGAUUUGGGAAAUCCCUGAGAGCCUCACAAGUAAAUGCAUGUUGAUGAUUAAAGGAAGAGUUUAACAUUUUGGGGCAAUGUGCGUGUUCACUACCUUGCCAAGAGUUUAGAUGACGAGAUCAAUACCACAUUCAUGUCUGUACAGUGAGUAUGUAGCUGUCCAAAGACUUGCAGAUCGGGGAUUAGGUUGAUUGGAGAUUUUAAAUUGGCCGUAGGUGUGAUUGUGAAUGGUUGUUUAUCUUUGUAUGUUGACCCUGUGAUGGACUGGCGACCGGAUCAGUGUCAGCUGGGAUUGGCUCUAGUUCCUCCGCGACCCUCAAAGGUUAAGCCUUAUUGAUACGAGAUGUAUGUGUGUGAGUAUGAAGCUGCUAGCUUAUCUUAGCACAGACUACAAAUGGGGGGGGGGCAGCCAGCCUGACUCUAUCCUGAGCAGUCAGGCUAAGCUAACCCAACCAGCUGUGUACAGAUGUGAGACUGGUAUCGACCAUCGUAUCUAACUUUCAGCAAAAAAACUGCAUAUUUAAGAAGUAAGUACAUUUCCUAAAUGGAAGUCAAAAUUUGAAUUGAAUAUGUGAACUAAAAUGUUGAUCCUCCCCUUAAAAUAGCAUAAAAUACUGUAAGAUUUUACAGUAGCAUCAAAGACUGUUUUAUCCCAAAGCACUUUUGAACAAUUUUCUUUCCUUUGGAAAAUUUGUUAUGAAAACAUAUACAUCAACCUGUGUUUGUACAGAAGAAAUAUGUAGAUGGGAUAUAUGUUAUUUAAAAGAUGUAUCUGUUAAGCUUUGCCAACACAUAAAAACAAGAAUGUAAAGAAAGAACAAGACAGGAAAAAUGAAUGGUCUAAUCAAGGUCAAUAAUUUCACAGUUGAAAUGACUGAAAUUUGCACAUUUAUUAAUACGUCAACUGGUCAACUAUGUGAUUGCAUAGUGAUCGAUGUAACAGCUGUACCACUUCAGUCAUUACUGUAUUACUCAUGUUAUAUUUAGAUUUUACGCAUAAAGACAGUUUCUAUGGGUGUACGUUGCAAAAAUUUGCUCCAAUUUUGAUUUUGAAUUCAUCUGUAAUUAGUGAUAAUAAUGAUGAUGUCUAAA